Medioppia subpectinata is the source of this 1077-nucleotide messenger RNA. The record is from the annotation of a GenBank genome assembly. Lineage: Eukaryota; Metazoa; Arthropoda; Arachnida; Sarcoptiformes; Oppiidae.
CGACAGUAGAGAGCAUUCACUACAACACUAUUAUUGAAUAAAUGCUUUCAAUGAGUAUUAAUUCACUAUUGAUUUGCCUUUAAAUCCCAUUUACAACAAACAAUCAAUUGUUUACUAAUUAUCUUCUAUUGUCUCCAUUGAAGACAUUGAUUGUCACAUACAUUGAGUCCAAUGUCUCAAUAGUGGACACACUCUUCAGUGUCUUAACAAUCCGUUUGUUUUUCAAAUUCAAUACAAAUUAUAAUCAAAAAUAUAUUAAAUUUUGUAAACAUUUGCCACAAAAUUAUCUUAACUUAAACACCGGACCAAACCAUGUCUUCAGACGAUACCAUCGAUACUAACAAUUUGACGAAUAUAUCGACCAAAGAGGAGAAGGAAGAGGAGGAGAAGCUGAAGGCGAAGUACCCGCACGUCCAGAGACCCGGUCCUCAGUUUCUUCAGAAACGACUUCAAAAGGGGCAAAAGUUCUUCGAUUCGGGCGAUUAUAAUAUGGCAAAAGCGGCCGCCAAGACGUCUAACCGUUUGCCGCAAUCGAAACUGUCGGCCGUUCACAUACCGGAGCCGUCAGCGCCGGCGCCCAUUCCCACCGGCGAUACGAUCCCAACGCCCGACUGUUUGGCCAACCGGAAGACAUCGAUUCACGUUCAGAGCAAACUAGUCUCCGGCGCCCCAUAACACACACCCGCCCACCGAUACCUCACUUAUUGAGCGCCUCUUUUAUGGAAACACGUGUUGUUUCCGGAAAUAUGAAUUUUAUUAUUAUUUCCCUAUUUUUGUGUACAGUUUUACGGCUCAACUCUUUUUUGUUUUAAUUUUUUUUUAAAAUUUCAAUUCAAAGUGAAGUUUAAUUCAGUUUUUAAUUGAUUGAAAGUUUCACGUUUUGAAACCCACUUUACUUUUACUUUUAUAUUUCAGUUUCUGUUGAGAAAUACUUAUCGGAAAAUCAAGUUUUAAUUCUAACGAGAAGUUACUUUUUAUUUAUGCUUUUAUUUCAAGAAUUUUUGCCCCCUUUUUGUUAUUUAAACGUAUAAUUGAAUUGAAUUAAUAAUAUUAUUAAUAAUAAUAAACGAAAAGCCC